Molecule: messenger RNA, 1778 nt
Organism: Trachemys scripta elegans
Lineage: Eukaryota; Metazoa; Chordata; Testudines; Emydidae
Product: zinc finger protein OZF-like
Exons: 2
Coding region: 403-1695 (430 amino acids)
Source: RefSeq, a predicted model, not a curated record
CGUAUGCAGGGGUAUAACACCAGAGCUGUGUGUGCCUCAGCAAGUCCCCCAGACCACACAUCCUGAAAACUCCUAGUGAGGGUUUUACAACUCCCCCUCCCCCAGACAUCGGCCUCUCCCAAGGAGGCUCAAUGAUCAUGUUCCCAUCUGUUCAGACCCCACAGCCCCCCAGCAAAUCAUGGGGUCAGUUUAAACUCAAGAUGUGCCCUUUGUGACAGAUACCCCACCAUUCCUCAGUGCAGUCUGAUCAUACCUGAUUUCACCCCCUGAGCAGGACUCCCCAUUCCCAAACCUGACCUGAUCGCCCGGCUGGAAGCAGGGGAAGAGCCGUGGGUCCCAGAUCACCCAGCCUCCGAGGAAAGGAAGUUUUCAAGAGGCACCCGCACAGCAGGUGAUGAGACAAUGAAUGAGAAUGAGGAUGGGAAUCCACUGCAGGAAUGUCCUGAACAAGUGGAACUGCAGGGGACCUUAUUGAAACAAGGUGAAGAGAAUUUUUCCCAGUGCUUGGAACAGAGAAAAGCCUGGAGUAAUUGGCACAGGUCAGAGAGGAAGCUGGGAAACUGCCAAAGGAAUAAAGUGUAUGAAUCUAUUGGAUGUGGGGGAGGAGGCAAGGAUCCCGAAGAAACCACAGUUCAGUGGACAAAUGAGAACGAAAAGAACCCCUAUAAAUGCUUGGACUGUGGGAAAAGCUUCAGUCAUCGCUCAAAUCUGACUAGACAUGGGAGAAUCCACACUGGAGAGAGACUUUAUAAAUGCUUAGACUGUGGGAAAAGCUUCAGUCGGAGCUCAAACCUUAUUAGCCAUAGGAUAAUCCACACUGGAGAAAAACCCUAUAAAUGCUUGGACUGUGGGAAGAGCUUCAGUCAGCGCUCAGGCCUUAUUAACCAUGGCAGAAUCCACACUGGAGAGAACCCCUAUAAAUGCUUGGACUGUGGGAAAAGCUUCAGUCAUCGCUCAAAUCUUAUUAGACAUGGGAGAAUCCACAUGGGAGAGAGACUUUAUAAAUGCUUGGACUGUGGGAAAAGCUUCAGUCGGAGCGCAAAUCUUAUUAGCCAUAGGAUAAUCCACACUGGAAAGAAACCCUAUAAAUGCUUGGACUGUGGGAAGAGCUUCAGUCGGAGCUCAAAUCUUAUUAGCCAUAGGAUAAUCCACACUGGAGAAAAACCCUUUAAAUGCUUGGACUGUGGGAAGAGCUUCAGUCAGCGCUCAGGCCUCAUUAGCCAUGGCAGAAUCCACAUGGGAGAGAACCCCUAUAAAUGCUUAGACUGUGGGAAAAGCUUUAGUCGAAGCUCAAAUCUUAUUAGCCAUAAAAUAAUCCACACUGGAGAGAAACCCUAUAAAUGCUUGGACUGUGGGAAGAGCUUCAGUCAGCGUUCAGGCCUUAUUAACCAUGGCAGAAUCCACACAAGCAAGAACUCCUAUAAAUGCGACUGUGGGAAGAGCUUCAGUCAGUGCUCAGGCCUUAUUAGCCAUGAGAGAACCCACACAGGAGAGAGACCCUAUAAAUGCUUGGACUGUUGGAAAAGCUUCAGUCGGAGCUCAAAUCUUACUGCUCAUAGGAGACUGCACACGGGAGAGAGACCCUAUAAGUGUUUGGACUGUGGGAAAAGCUUCAGUCGGAGGGCACAUCUUAUUAGACACGGGAGACUCCACACUGGUGAGAAACCCUAUAAAUCCGUGGUUCUCAAACUUUAACGACCCGAGGACCCCCCUUUCGAUUUAAAAAUUUUCAUGGACCCCUCCUCCCCCCAAGCCCACUGCUCAGCCACAGGCCCCGC